Molecule: messenger RNA, 1344 nt
Organism: Pleurotus ostreatus (oyster mushroom)
Lineage: Eukaryota; Fungi; Basidiomycota; Agaricomycetes; Agaricales; Pleurotaceae
Product: alpha-tubulin
Exons: 12
Coding region: 1-1344 (447 amino acids)
Biological process (GO): microtubule cytoskeleton organization; nuclear migration by microtubule mediated pushing forces; mitotic cell cycle
Cellular component (GO): cytoplasm; microtubule; nucleus
Molecular function (GO): GTP binding; structural constituent of cytoskeleton
Source: RefSeq, a predicted model, not a curated record
AUGCGCGAAGUUAUCUCUCUGCAAGUUGGCCAGGCCGGUGUUCAGAUUGGAAAUGCAUGCUGGGAGCUUUACACCUUGGAACACGGCAUAGGACCGGAUGGUCGUCUUCUCAGCGACUCGCCCUCCCACUCAGAUGCGGGCUUCUCCACGUUCUUCUCGGAAACCUCGUCCGGCAAACAUGUUCCACGUUCCCUGUAUAUUGAUCUCGAGCCGGGUGUCAUUGAUGAUGUGAAGACUGGAAUAUACAGGUCUCUGUUCCAUCCAGAGACACUUAUCACUGGCAAAGAGGAUGCCGCAAACAACUAUGCCCGAGGGCACUAUACCGUUGGGAAAGAGCUCAUUGACCCUGUUAUGGAUAAGCUACGCCGCUUGGCAGACAAUUGCUCAGGACUACAAGGAUUCUUUGUCUUUCAUUCUUUCGGUGGCGGAACGGGCUCCGGCUUCGGCGCGUUGUUGUUGGAGCGACUCUCAGCAGAUUAUGGCAAGAAGUCCAAGCUCGAAUUCUGUGUCUACCCUGCACCCCAGCUCUCCAGCUCCAUUGUAGAGCCAUAUAACUCGGUUCUGACUACUCACACGACACUAGAACAUUCUGAUUGCUCCUUUAUGGUUGAUAAUGAGGCUAUUUAUGAUAUCUGCAAGCAAAAGCUGAAUGUCGCGUCUCCCAGCUUCACCAACUUGAACCGCCUUAUUGCCCAAGUAGUUUCCUCGGUCACGGCUUCCUUGCGUUUCGAUGGAUCACUUAACGUCGACUUGAACGAGUUUCAAACCAAUCUGGUUCCAUUCCCUCGUAUUCACUUCCCGCUCGCCACCUAUGCCCCCCUUUUGUCUGCAGAGAAGGCGAGCCAUGAGCAGAACUCAGUAGCCGAAAUGACUUUCUCCUGCUUCGAGAAUGGUAAUCAAAUGGUGAAAUGUGACCCUAGGGAAGGCAAAUACAUGGCUUGCUGCCUCCUGUACCGCGGCGAUGUCAUGCCAAAGGACUGUCAGAGCGCUAUCGCCAGUAUCAAGACCAAACGCACUAUCCAAUUUGUCGACUGGUGCCCAACCGGCUUCAAGCUCGGCAUCUGCAACGAGCCGGCCGCAACUGUUCCGGGAGGUGAUCUUGCAAAGACUGCCCGCAGUCUCUGCAUGCUUUCAAACACCACUGCUAUCGCUGGCGCCUGGGCUCGGCUGGACCAUAAAUUUGACCUCCUGUAUUCGAAGCGAGCUUUCGUGCAUUGGUAUGUCGGUGAGGGCAUGGAAGAGGGGGAGUUCUCUGAAGCUCGUGAAGACCUUGCCGCUCUUGAGAAAGACUACGAAGAAGUCGGCAUCGACUCCGCCGAUGCUGAGGCCGAAGAGGCAUAUUGA